This is a messenger RNA of Manihot esculenta (cassava), 447 nucleotides long. RefSeq names its product salicylic acid-binding protein 2-like. Gene Ontology annotation, molecular function: methyl indole-3-acetate esterase activity; methyl jasmonate esterase activity; methyl salicylate esterase activity. NCBI's taxonomy places the organism in Eukaryota, Viridiplantae, Streptophyta, Magnoliopsida, Malpighiales, Euphorbiaceae. The record is from RefSeq and is a predicted model, not a curated record. The transcript is spliced from 2 exons. Bases 1 to 447 code for a protein of 148 amino acids. Gene Ontology annotation, biological process: salicylic acid metabolic process; jasmonic acid metabolic process.
AUGACUUCGGUGAGGCCAUCAUCAAUUUUCCUGCAUGAUUUGUCCAAUGCAAACAAAGCCAUUUCCGAGGAGUUUCAGCUAUGGAUGAUUCCAAAUAGUGCUGUUGAAGAAGCGUUGGAGAUUGAAGGUUCAGGCCAUAUGCCUAUGGACAAGGCAAGGACUCCAAGUGAAGCAUGGCUAGACAAUGAAUUUUUACCCUACAGCAGCUCUCUACGGCAUCCAACUUCACUGUUUUUUGGCCUAAAAUUAAUAUCCUCCAAGCUGUAUCAACUAAGUCACAUUGAGGAUCUUGAAUUAUCAAUGACUUCGGUGGGGCCAUCAUCAAUUUUCCUGCACGAUUUGUCCAAUGCAAACAAAGCCAUUUUCGAGGAGUUUCAGCUACGGAUGAUUCCAAAUAGUGCUGUUGAAAAAGCGUUGGAGAUUGAAGGUUCAGAUCAUAUGCUAUGA